CCUCUCUGCCAUACCCAGCGCUCUUUCCGCAAACACGCAUCCUGCUCAACCGAGCAUCGGGCACACUUGUGCUCUGAGAAAAACUAGUCUAUACAAAAUUUAUAUAACGUCUCGUUAUAAACAGGUAUCGAAUCGACGCGCCUUGCCUCACUCUUUCUGGUCUCGUUCUCUACUUUGAAAGCCAAAUGGAAGACGAAGGAGGAGAGAGAUCGAGCUUCAUAACCGGUCUUAUCGAAAAUAGAGCUAAAGAGGUAGGGGUGGCUGCUUUUGACUUGAGGUCGGCUACCCUGCAUCUUUCUCAGUAUAUUGAAACCAGUAGCUCAUAUCAGAAUACAAAAACUUUGCUGCAUUUUUAUGACCCCAUGGUGAUCAUCGUUUCUCCAAACAAACUGGCACCUGACGGUAUGGUUGGAGUAUCAGAACUGGUGGAUAGAUUUUAUGCUUCAGUCAGGAAGGUUGUUAUGGCUCGUGGUUGCUUUGAUGAUACUAAGGGUGCUGUGCUGGUUAAAAGUUUAGCAGCCAAGGAGCCCUCAGCACUUGGUUUAGAUACCUAUUACAAGCAGUAUUAUCUCUGCCUGGCUGCUGCUGCAGCUACUAUAAAGUGGAUAGAAGCAGAGAAAGGGGUCAUUGUUACAAACCACUCGCUAUUGGUAACUUUUAAUGGAUCAUUUGACCACAUGAAUAUCGAUGCCACUAGUGUCCAGAAUCUGGAAAUUGUUGAGCCACUUCAUUUUGCCCUUUGGGGCACAAGCAACAAGAAAAGAAGUCUGUUCCAUAUGCUCAAGACAACAAAAACUAUUGGAGGGACUAGACUACUUCGUGCCAAUCUUUUACAGCCUUUAAAGGAUAUCGAAACUAUCAACACUCGUCUAGACUGUCUGGAUGAGUUGAUGAGCAAUGAACAACUAUUCUUUGGACUCUCUCAGGUUCUCCGUAAGUUUCCGAAAGAGACAGAUAGGGUACUUUGUCAUUUCUGCUUCAAACAGAAGAAAGUUACAAGUAAGAUCACGGAUGUUGUGAAUGCUAGAACGAGCCAAAUACUGAUAUCAAGCAUUAUUCUACUUAAAACAGCUUUGGAUGCCUUGCCUUUACUUACAAAGGUGCUUAAGGAUGCAAAAAGUUUUCUUCUGGCAAACAUAUACAAGUCUGUCUGUGAAAAUGAAAAAUAUUCUUCCAUCAGAAAGAGAAUUGGAGAGGUAAUUGAUGAAGAUGUGCUUCAUGCACGGGUUCCUUUCGUUGCUCGCACACAGCAGUGUUUUGCUGUUAAGGCUGGAAUUGAUGGUCUUCUAGAUAUUGCACGGAGAUCAUUUUGUGAUACGAGUGAAGCUAUACAUAAUCUGGCAAACAAGUAUCGUGAAGAACUAAAGCUGCCAAAUUUGAAGCUACCCUUUAACAAUAGACAGGGCUUUUACUUUAGCAUUCCACAAAAAGACAUUCAAGGAAAGCUUCCAAGCAAGUGCAUUCAGGUCGUGAAACAUGGGAACAAUAUACAUUGCUCAACUUUAGAACUGGCUUCUCUGAAUGUCAGAAAUAAGUCUGCGGCUGGGGAGUGCUAUAUACGAACUGAAGUUUGCCUGGAAGCAUUGGUAGACUCAAUAAGGAGAUGUCUCUGUGCUCACAUGCUUGCAGAGGUCUUGUGCCUGUUAGAUAUGAUGUUUUCAUUUGCUCAUACAAUCAACUAAGCCUGUGACAGAUAUACUAGACCAAAUUUACUGGUUAAGAAUGGCCCAAUUGCAAUCGAUUGAAGACAUCCUAUCCUAGAGAGCAUACUAAUGACUUUGUUGUACUUGAUCAUUGCUUCCUUUGUAGGCCAACAAUAUCUUUGUUACGAAGCAUCAAACAUGUUGAUUGUCAUGGGCCCAAACAUGAGUGGAAAGAGCACUUAUCUUCAACAAAUCUGUCUCAUAAUUAUUCUUGCACAGAUAGGUUGUUAUGUUCCUGCUAAUUUCUCAACUAUAAGGGUUGUUGAUCGUAUAUUUACAAGGAUGGGUACAAUGGAUAAUCUCGAAUCCAACUCUAGUACAUUCAUGACAGAGAUGAAAGAGACAGCAUUUAUCAUGCAGAAUGUCUCCCAAAGGAGUCUGAUAGUGAUGGAUGAACUCGGGAGGGCUACUUCUUCUUCUGAUGGAUUUGCAAUUGCAUGGAGCUGCUGUGAGCACCUCCUAUCACUGAAAGCGUACACAAUAUUCGCCACACAUAUGGAGAAUCUGUCACAAUUAACAACCAUCUAUCCAAAUGUGAAAAUUGUUCACUUCUAUGUUGAUAUAAGAAACAGCCGUUUAGAUUUCAAGUUUCAACUCACUGAUGGGCAAAGACAUGUCGCACACUAUGGCCUUCUACUAGCCGAAGUGGCAGGACUACCAAGCUCGGUGGUCGAAACAGCAAAAAGUAUCACAGCAAGGAUCACUGCCAAGGAGGUACAGCGAAUGGAAGUAAACUGUACGCAGUAUACUCAGCUCCAGAUAGCUUACCACGUUGCCCAACGGCUACUAUGCUUAAAAUACUCCAGCCAAGAUGAGGAUUCAGUUCGACAAGCAUUACAGAGUCUUAAAGAGAGUUACAUUGAUAGAAGGCUAUGAAGUUGACCACUCAAAUGCUCCAAUAAUGCCUCAACAGGAAGAGAUGUUUCUCAUUGAAACGCUGAAAUACUCUCCAACGGUUUUGUAGACAGAUCUGAAGUGGAAGUUAAGAGAUAUAAAAGUGAAUGAGAAAUCCACUUGUUAUUA
Pistacia vera is the source of this 2726-nucleotide messenger RNA. Its product is annotated as DNA mismatch repair protein MSH4-like. NCBI's taxonomy places the organism in Eukaryota, Viridiplantae, Streptophyta, Magnoliopsida, Sapindales, Anacardiaceae. Gene Ontology annotation, biological process: reciprocal meiotic recombination; mismatch repair. Gene Ontology annotation, molecular function: mismatched DNA binding; ATP binding; ATP-dependent DNA damage sensor activity. The record is from RefSeq and is a predicted model, not a curated record. Gene Ontology annotation, cellular component: nucleus.